AUGGAUUCCUCUAAGGAAGAGAGAAGUAGUCUGAAGAGAGAAGCACAGUACAAUGAAUCUAUGCAAGUGAAGAAAAGUGGUAAAAAUGAUAUACCAUCUUCAUCUUCUCUAGGUUAUGGUUCUUAUGAAGAUGAACCAGAAUCAUUCAUGGCUGCUGCAUAUUCAGAAACCAUGAAUUCUGCUCAAGAAGUGAGUCUGUGCAAUGAGAAUAGCUCAGGGGAGAACUUGGUUUUGCAUGGAGUUAUGAAGAAUGCAGCCAUUGAAGGGUGUCAUGAGCCCAUGAAUGGUAAAGCUGAGAUUGGUAGUGUGAGUGAGAAGAAAUCAAGGGUGGAUGGGAAAAAACAUUAUAGAGGAGUAAGGAGAAGGCCAUGGGGGAAAUAUGUUGAUAAGUGA
Molecule: messenger RNA, 393 nt
Organism: Cryptomeria japonica (Japanese cedar)
Lineage: Eukaryota; Viridiplantae; Streptophyta; Pinopsida; Cupressales; Cupressaceae
Product: ethylene-responsive transcription factor 1B-like
Exons: 1
Coding region: 1-393 (130 amino acids)
Source: RefSeq, a predicted model, not a curated record